This is a messenger RNA of Closterium sp. Naga37s-1, 2297 nucleotides long. The record is from the annotation of a GenBank genome assembly. Lineage: Eukaryota; Viridiplantae; Streptophyta; Zygnematophyceae; Desmidiales; Closteriaceae.
AUGAGCGCACAGGAGGCACUUCUGGACCCCUUGCUGAAACGCUACGACGUGGUGGUGGUGGACGAGGCCCAUGAGCGCACAGUGAAUACGGACGUGCUGCUAGGGCUGCUGCAGCAGGUGCAGGCCCGCCGACAUGCGCUCGCCACAGGGGAAGCGAUAGCAGGGGCUGGUGGGCAGGGGCAGAAGGGGAAGGUGGUGGGCGGUGGGAGGGAGGCAAAGGAUGGGGGCAUGGAGGGGCGGAAGGGGAAGAAGAGGCGGAGGGUAGAGGAGGGCAGGGAGGGCGGGGCAGACAGAGAGGCAGACGGGCAAAUCGAAGAGGCAGCCACACACACAGGCGCAGGCACAGGCAUAGUCGCAGGUGCAAGCGCAAGGGCAGGCACAGGCACAGGGUCAAGCGAGGGCGAGUUGAAGCUAAUAGUCAUGUCGGCCACCCUGGAGUCGCGCAAGUUCCUCGACUUCUUCCCCGGCGCCCACGCAGUGUACAUCCGCGGCAGGCAGCACCCCGUGCAGGUGCUCUACACUCCCGCCCCCGAGCCUGACUUCCUCGACGCGGCGCUGGUAACCGUGUUACAGAUACACACGGAUCACCCUAUAGAGGGCGCAGCUCCAGGGCAGGCGGGGGAUAUUCUCGUGUUCCUCACGGGGCAGGAGGAUAUAGAGGCCAUGGCCAGGCUGCUGCAGGAACGUGCGGCGAAGCUUCCUCCCGGCACGCCGCCGCUGGCGGUGGCGCCCAUUUAUGCGGCGCUGCCAGCGGAGCAGCAGAUGAACGUGUUCCGCCCCGCCCCCGCUGGCGUUCACCUUUCGACUGCUUCCACCACUCUGCUGGUUCCCCCACCCAGCAUCGCACACUCCUGUCCACACCAGGCGUGUGGUGUGAAAUGGAAGCAAGCCUUCCUCCUCUCCCUCUCUCUUUCCCCCCGCUCCAAUCCCCUCCCUCUGCCUGCACCCAACCUCCCCCACCCUCUGCAUGCCGCUCGCUCCUCUCCCCCAGGUCGUUCUAGCAACCAACAUCGCCGAGACGUCAGUGACGAUCCCAGGAAUCCGCUUCGUGGUGGAUGCAGGGCUGGUGAAGGCGCGCGCGUUCAACUGCCGCACGGGCGUGGACUCGCUGGUGGUCGUGCCCGUGUCCAAGGCACAGGCCCGCCAGAGAAGGUGCGUGGUGAAGGGGGUAUGGGCGCACACAGGAGGUCGGGGGUUGGGAGGCAUGGUUGCAGAGAGGAGGUAAGGGCCAUGCAGUGCAGGCAGGCAGUGACUACCCGUGGACUCACUGGUGGUCGUGCCCGUGUCCAAGGCACAGGCUCGACAGAGGAGGUGUGCCAUGGGGGUGUGGGUGUGGGGGGAGAUGCGGGGGCCGUGCGUGGGCGGAGGGAGGGGCAGCGAAUAUGGAUUGGAAGAGAAGGUGGUGGCCGAGCGGGCAGGGAGGCGCCGGGCAAGUGUUAUCGGCUGUACACAGAAGCCACGUUCGAGGCGUUGCCAGAGGCGCCCGUGCCGGAGAUGCUGCGCUGCAACCUCGCCUCUGUGGUGCUGCAACUCAUCGCCCUCGGCGUCAAGGACCUGCUCUCCUUCCCCUUCCUCGACCCACCACCACAGGCGGCCAUACUGCGGGCCCUGGAGCAUUUGUUCUCGCUGGGAGCGCUGACACCAGAGGGGAGCCUGUCGCCACAGGGGAAACACAUGGCCCGCUUCCCCCUCGACCCUGUCUUUGCCAAGGCCAUACUGGAGGCGUACCGCCUGGGGACAGCAGGGGUGGCGGACGACAUGGUGGCAGCAGUGGCCAUGCUCUCUGUGGACUCACCCUUCCACACGCCCUCACAUGCUGCUGCUGAGGCUCAUGCUGCCCGGAAGAGAUUUUUCUGCCCGGACGGCGACCAUCUCACUCUGGUGAACGUGCUGCGAGGCUAUCUGGCAGCGGGCAGCGAACACACUGAGGCUGAUGACAUGACACGUGAUGGGAGCAACAACGGCGGGAGUGGUGGUGGUGGGGUUCAGGGGUUUGGGCGGCAGGCAAAGGCGAAGGAGGGGAGGGUGCGGGCAUGGUGCAAGGCACACUACCUCAAUGAGCGCUCACUCAAGAAAGCAGCCGAUGUUUACCGGCAACUGCAAGCGUACUGUCACGGCCUCUCUCUACCUGUUGUCUCCAACUCGACUCUACCUCCGUCGUCAUCAGGACUUGCAGCCACGGGCACCGCAGCAGCAGCAGCAGCGCAGCAGAGGGACGAGUCAGUUGCGUUUCGCCGGGCGCUGACAGCAGCCUUCUUUGCCAACGCUGCCAAGAAGCAAGCUGACGGCACGUACAG